UAUUUUUGUAAACAUUUAUAGAAUAAGAUUUAAAAAUGAUUGUUACAGUAAAUAUAUGUAUAUUUUUAUUAUUAAUAGCCAAUGUACAUACAUGGACUAUUGGUGGUAUUUUAUCGAGUAUUGGAAAAACUUUUGUUGAUAAUACGGCAUGUAAAUUACAUGAAUGUUGUAAUUCCGAAUAUAUUCCUCAAAAUAUGAACAAGCUUAGAGAUAACUUGAAGGUUUCGCUUUACGGUCAACAUAUAGUCCAAGAAAUUUUAUUUAAUGCUCUGCAUGAUCAUAUUACGAAUGAUGAUCCACAAAAAGCGUUAGCAAUUAGUUUUCAUGGUGCACCAGGUAUUGGGAAAAAUUAUGUAACGAAAUUUAUUGUUGAAAGUUUUUAUAAACUUGGUUUUAAAAGUAAAUAUGUACAUUUUUAUUAUGGACCCAGUAGAUUCCCCGAAAAGGAAAGGGUUAAAAUUUAUCAGAUGGAAUUAUACAGAGAAAUAAUAACGGCAUUAAAAAAUUGUCCGAAUCAAAUAUUUAUAUUUGAUGAAAUCGAUAAAAUGCCGCGUGGUGUAUUGGAUGCGUUAAAAGUUUUUUUGGAUACACAUAAAUUUAUUGAGCAAGCUGAUGUACGACGUGCAAUAUUUAUAUUUAUUUUAAAUACGGGAGGCAGUGACAUUGUACGAAUUUAUGAAGAUAAGAAAAAUGCUGGUUUUCAUCGAGAGCAAUUAAAAUUAUAUCAUUUUGAACGUGAUUUAUUUAUUGAAUCUUUUAACAAAGCUGGUGGAUUUUUAUUUGCCGAUAUCGUGGAAUCACAUUUAAUCGAUCAUUAUAUACCAUUUUUACCAUUAGAUCGAAAACAUGUAGAAUUAUGUAUCAAAGACGAAUUUCAAUUACGUGGUGUAUAUCGUCCAACAAGUGAUCAAAUCAAAGAAAUUAUGGAAUAUGUUGAUUUUGAUGGACAAUUUGCAUCGGCUGGAUGUAAACGUAUUAGUGCUAAAGUGGGUUCUGUAAUUCGACGAUUUUCUAGACCGUCUGCGGGUGAAUUGUGAUUGAAAUUAAAAUUAGGAAUUGAAAAAACUAAUUGUGCCUCAUAUUUUUAAAGAGUUGGUGGAACGUAGCGAACACAAAAUUGUUUAUAUGAAAUUCCUACCCUUUUACAUUCCGCAUUAUGAAAUAAAAUUAUUUUUAAUUCUGGUAUCUACGAAAACCUUAAAUUUAUAUAUGACUCUUCUAUUUUAUUAUAUUCCUUUGUCAAAAAAGUACUGGGAAUUUUUAAAUAAAACAAAAUUUUCGUUAAAUCACUAACAUUUAAUUUCCGCCCUUAAGAUAGAGUCCAUUUCACGGAAUAUAGUUAGUCCAGUUUUCCAGUCAUCGAAUUAAUUCUUAUAGUUCAGCACUUUCAACGAAUAGUAUUUUAUGGAAUUUAUCCCUCUCAAAAGUAAUUUCAAGAAGAAAACGAAGUCCGGUGAAAACAAUAGUUUGUUUUUAGUAAGUUUUCAUGUACUAAAUUGUUGAAUUGUAGUUCUAUAAUAGGCUUUUGUCUGAAAUUUGAAAAAUUGGUUUAUACGUUACAUUAGCAUCUGAUUUACACCAAAAUAGUGUUAUUUAAAAAAAAAACACUAUUUGCGUUAUCUAUUUUGCAUUUUCAAAAACUUCGAAAACAAAGUAGAAUGUCAUGGCGCCUUGAAUGACAUCACGAUUUGGCAUACAAGCAUGUUUGCGUAUGCAAUUUUAAGCAGUUGUAAUCAAAUAACUUGCUUCGUUCUAUUAAAACGUAAUGUUGUUUAUUUACAUAGCGUUCGUCAUAGCAUGAUGUAAUACUUCCAAGACUUUCUGAUUGGUGUUUGCCGUCACGUGCCUGAAUGCUUAAUUUUACUAAA
Molecule: messenger RNA, 1868 nt
Organism: Chrysoperla carnea
Lineage: Eukaryota; Metazoa; Arthropoda; Insecta; Neuroptera; Chrysopidae
Product: torsin-like protein
Exons: 5
Coding region: 36-1037 (333 amino acids)
Biological process (GO): cellular response to misfolded protein
Molecular function (GO): ATP hydrolysis activity; ATP binding
Source: RefSeq, a predicted model, not a curated record